AUGUAUGCUGGCAAAGCCAACCAGCCAGGUAAUUUACGGGUGCUGUCUCUGGAUGAAGUCAGCCCCGAGAGAAGAGCAAGGAACCGACGUGCCAAUCGCUUGCCAGCAUUGCUCUUGGCUCGGGAAAUGGAGGGAAACAUUGGGUUCGGCCGAAUGAGACGGUAUGAGAAUUUCCAAAAUGAGUUUCAAAAAUGCCAUGAAGACGGCCUGUCACUCAUUGCCGAGUUCACCAACUGUGCGGGAGACAUUUCCGCCUUGUCUUGGGUGCCUGAUGGUAAUAUUAUAUGUGGUACCACGGCACAUUCGGAUGCACAUAACCAGCAGUACAACAAGCCAGGAAAUCUACUACUCUGCUCCACAGAGGGAGGUACGCUGCGCGCCUUUCCGGACCAUCGAAUACCACGGCCAGUUGUGGAAAAGGGAGAGAAUUCGACGGAAGCCAUGCGCCAGAGCCAAGACCCGUGGCUGUACUCGUCUGUCGUGUCGACAGACUACGACGAGAAGAAUGGUCGAGCCUUCACCUCGAGCUUUGACAAAACCGUCAAGGUGUGGAGCGUAGCUGAAGAUGGAACUUCCAUGGAGGCCAUUGCAACUUGGCACCACCAAGGCAACGUCAAUUUCGUUGUUGCCGCCAAGGACGGGUCCGGACGAGUGGCUACUGCUGCAGAUGUCCCUACCCAAGCAAUUCGCAUUUAUAAUGUUGAUCCGAACAACGUACAAGACAGUAAUUACUACACCAUAUCUUGCACUCGAACCGACGCUGAUGGAUCAGACAAAUGGGCUUAUUGCCCUGCUACUAUGCAAUGGGGACAAACACCUGGAACGCACCAUCUGCUGGCCAUUGGCUACUCCCCUCGCAGCUUUACCGGCGACGACGCCGAUAUUCCAGUGGACAAGAUUCACAGUGGCGAGAUUGUACUUUGGGACGCCGAGCGACGAUGCCGAGUUCCUGUUCUGACCGUCACAACGGCCAACGUUUUCGAAAUCGUGUGGCAUCCCACCCUUCCCGUUUUCAUCGUUGCUACCUCGCCGUCUGGACUCAUUACCGAGCACGGCGUGCGCACACAUGUCCACAUCUUUCAACUGGACAGGGACCGCGAGGAUGGUGCGUACAGCGAGUAUCAAAAACUCGAUUGCUACGCCUCUGAUAUCAACGAGCUCACCAUUAUGCCAAAUUCUUUGUGCCACUCCUAUAUCUCAGCUGCCUGUACAGAUGGACGCGUCUACAUCUGGGACACGGCACAGGGCGAUCGACCCAUCCACAUCCUCAAGCACGGGGAACCCCUGGGCGCCGUCAUCUGCGACCGAGAAAAGGAAGACGAAGGCGUCAAGUUUACCGCCUGGGGAACAACACCAGACCGCUUCUACACAGGCUCAAGUGAUGGCAUCGUCAAAGUGUGGAACGUGCGACGGAAGCGCCGUCCGUUUGUAAGGAAUCUCCUCGAGGCACCCGGCCCCAUAACGUGCGGCGUCUUUUCGCCAAACCACAACAAGCUCGUCGUCGGCGACGCAACAGGCCGCGUCUUCGUCUUCUCCGUAGAUGACCGAGACGAGAUGGACCCGCACUUCAUCACAAUCCCAGGCACGAAUCGCCGCGUUCGCCGUCCAAAGCCGUUCAUCCCCCACCCAGAACCCGAACCUCCAACGACGUCCUCCCCCUUCCCCGCUUCCACUCCAUCAGAUGUUUCCAUUGCUCAGUACUCGCGAGACCGAUACCUGUCUUCAAAUAGUCUCAUCCUCCAUCCAAACCCGGUCAUCGGCGCCGUCCAAGGCCCCGCGUACCACUCCACAGGACUCUUCCGCCUCGACGCCCACGCCUACUUUGACCCGCAGGGCCCUUUGCUCCCCGAAUUCGAGAGGAAUCAACGCGCAGCGAUGCAGGCCAGUCUCGGUCCUGAAACAAGGUCUAUCCGCAGGUUGAAAGAACCUCCUGUGCAAACGUGGGUUGAAAAAUCGCUUCAUGAUGAGAACGUGGCCAAGGAUUUUGACUCGCGUUCCUUGGACAACUGGUCCUUUUGCCAGUUGGUCAAUCUUGGAGUCCGCUUGAAUAUGGAUGGACAUGAAGGGUGGGAGUUUGUGUACGAAGAGAUGCCUGUGGACACGGAUUGA
Metarhizium acridum CQMa 102 is the source of this 2109-nucleotide messenger RNA. RefSeq lists its product as uncharacterized. Gene Ontology annotation, molecular function: protein binding. Gene Ontology annotation, biological process: regulation of actin cytoskeleton organization; TOR signaling. NCBI's taxonomy places the organism in Eukaryota, Fungi, Ascomycota, Sordariomycetes, Hypocreales, Clavicipitaceae. Gene Ontology annotation, cellular component: TORC2 complex; TORC1 complex. The record is from RefSeq and is a predicted model, not a curated record.